Python bivittatus (Burmese python) is the source of this 1711-nucleotide messenger RNA. Lineage: Eukaryota; Metazoa; Chordata; Lepidosauria; Squamata; Pythonidae. The record is from RefSeq and is a predicted model, not a curated record.
GGGCCCUUAAUUAACAUGGCUACUGCCUCCUGCCUAUCGGGUCUUUUCUAAAUAGGUCAUCACCUCGUCGCCUGCGUAGAGAUCACGUGCGCUAAUCUGCCAAUCGGGGGAGAGCGCUUCGAUUAGCGGAAAUUUCUGGGAAAAGUAUUGCUGAGCCGUCCGGCGUGGUUCCGUCGUUUCUUACUGCCGCGUGUCGUGGAGUCUUGGCUCGAUGUGUUCAUCGCCCCGACUAAAUUGGCCCUGUUUUAAUCUGCCAGUGUAAGACGCUAACAUAAACUACGUUUCGCAGCAUGCCGGGUACCACUAAUGAAGGAACUUCAGAAAUAUGCUGAUGUCAAGCAUUUUAACAAAUGAAGGAAAAGAUGUUGUCAUUUUGAUUUGGGCUUUUAGUUUAUUUUCUUCUGAGAAUGAUAAAAACUUAUUUGUUUUAAUGAGAUAGUUAAAUGUGUUAGUGACACCAAUCAUUUAUUUUCCCAGCUUACAAGGUUUUGACAAGUCUGUCAGUUUCCUUUAUAUAUUUAUUACGAAGUGGUUCCUUUAAAAAAUCCUUCAGUUUUAAUUAUUCAGCAUUAUGGGUUUUUCCCUCCCAAUAAGAAAUUGGGUUUUGCAGACAUUAACAUUCCUCCCCAUGCCAACACAGCAAAAAUUGCCAGCUGUGUGUAGGUGCUUCACUUUUACCACAUCAUGUAGGCGGGCAGAGUCAAUAGAUCCUAAAGCAUUUCAUUCAGAAAUUAAAAUAAAAGAAGACAGUGUGAAGAAGAACAGCGCUGGUAAAGACAGAUUUCCCCCCCACCCUUUCAAUGCAUUUGCUGCCGGAUCAUCCAAGAGGAGGGCAAUAUAUCAGAAAAAUGUUGCAGUUGCAAAUGAUUCUCUUAUUCCUUUGAAGACAGUCUCUCCUCCAGACAAACCUUUGAGUGCCAAGGAAUGGGAAAAGUUAAAAGAAGAAUGUCAAGAAUAUAAAAAAUUUGAAGAUGUUAUGUUUGACAGCAUGGUUAAUAAUAAUAGCCCGGUAGAUGUGGCUAAAUCCUUGCUGGCUGCGGUGGCUAAGCGUGAUGGAGAUGUUGAAUAUAGUUAUUUGGUGAAGUACUUGACUCUGUGUGUUUUUCAUAAGCAAAUGGGAGAGAUUUAUGAUAUCUAUAAUAUUAUGAAAACCAAAUAUAAAUAUUUAGAAGAUUCAGCGUAUUCUUUGCUCAUCAAAGGCUUGAGUGGUUCCCCACACUGGAAAGAGACCUUGAUACUACUGGAAAAGAUUAAAAAAGUCUCGUUCCCUUCAAGACAAAAUUAUGGAGACUGUAUUGAGGGUGCCCUACUCAACCAAGAAAGAAACCUUGCAUUUGAAUUGUUUCAUGAGAUGUUAGCUGAAAAUCUGACGCCAAACUUGACAACAAUAAAGCUUUUCUUCAACUUUUGUCAGCCUGUGAAGGAUGACCAUUUGAAAAAUAAAUGUAUUGAUAUCCUCUACUACUUAAGAGAGAAUCAAAUUUAUCCUGAGGAAUCUCUCAUGCUGAGCAUAAAGCAGUGGUUUGAAAGUAUUCCAGGGGAGAACUGGAAAGGAAAUUUAACAACCAUGAAUUAUAGCAGGCAGUGUCCAUCUUGUGGUCAGCCUUUGGAAGAUAUUAAUCUGAAUCAAGAAGAAUUCAUCAUUCUGAAGGAAAAAAUAAAAAAGGAUGUGAUAGAAGGCACUGAUGUAUUUCGAAAUACAUCUCCCCAG